Molecule: messenger RNA, 2697 nt
Organism: Spodoptera exigua (beet armyworm)
Lineage: Eukaryota; Metazoa; Arthropoda; Insecta; Lepidoptera; Noctuidae
Source: the annotation of a GenBank genome assembly
CAACAUCAACAUUGUACGUCACAUUUCCUCCCUCCCUCUCUCGCACCGUUCCGUCAUUCGCUCGGUCGGUUUUUAUCACCUGUCGAAAAAAUCCUUGGCGCUCAUUAUAACCGGCUUUCAUAAAUUUCGUAUUUUUCAUUUCAUUUUAAGACACCGUCUUAUUUACCUUCUCGUUUUACAAAAAUGGCUGCAGACGGGGUUAAUAUAACUGAAGACGCUGAAAUGGCGGAUUGUGAUGGGGACAAAGUUGUUACGAUGAUGGAUGUUUUACAAGAACAACAGGAUUUCGAAGAAGAUGCCAACGCUGUUCUUGGAGCUUCUGAUGAUAAAAACUGCACUUAUUCCAAGGGUUACAUCAAAAGACAAGCCUUAUAUGCCUGCCUCACAUGCUGCACUGAAGCUAAAACAGACCCAACAAAAAGAGCUGGUGUGUGCCUUGCUUGCAGCUUGAAUUGUCAUGAAAAUCAUGAACUUAUUGAACUCUACACAAAAAGAAACUUUAAAUGUGAUUGUGGCAAUCCCAAAUUUAAUUCCCACCCCUGCCAAUUCACUCCUGACAAAACUGAUCUUAAUGAAGAAAACAUUUAUAACCAGAACUUUAGUGGACUUUACUGCACUUGCCAGCGGCCUUACCCAGACCCUGAGGCAACCACUGAAGAUGAUAUGAUCCAGUGUAUCAUCUGUGAAGACUGGCUCCAUUCCUCACAUCUAGAAGCUGUUGUCCCUGCUAAUGACCAAUACGCUGAAAUGAUUUGUAAAAGUUGCAUGGAGAAGAAUGAGUUCCUACACGAUUACAGUUUGUUUGCAGUUCAUGUUGAGACAGGAGAUGUGGAUAUUUUAACUGUGAAUGGUGAUACAAAAUCUUCUAGUCUUUGUAAUGGGGAUAAUGAAAAUAAAAGUGAAAUUCAAAUUAGUAAUAUUACUACCACAAUUGGGGAUAUUGAUAUGAUUGAGGACAAAGCCAUAGAUGAUAAGAACAACAAAACCAACGAAAGUAUUACUGAAAUUAAACAACAUGAUUUAAAAAAUGUGGAGUCUUCAGAAGCAAAAAAAGAUGAAAAGACUGAUAAUGUAAACCAAACAGAUAAUAUGGAUUUAGAUGCUGAAAAAGGUGAAGAAAACAAUCAGUCUGCAGUUAAUAUUGAAUUAAAUGAAACAGGUCAAGAUGAAUUAUUAUCUGACAGUUUGAAAGAACAACCCGACAGUAACUUAGAUAAAAAUGAAUCUGAUCAAAGAGAUGCAUUGUCCGAAAAUACUACAAGCUCAGAAAAAAAUAUUACUGCACAAGAAACAGAAGCAACUAAGGAACAAACUGGAAUUGAAGAAAAUGAGAAAAGUAAAGAUGAUCAGGAUAAUAAAACAGAUCAACAACUUAUAGACGAUCUCAGUGCACUAACUGAUGCUAAUCAAACAUUAGAUAAAGAAAGUGAUAUAACUACAGGUAGUAAAUCUGAUGAUAAUGUGGAGCAAUGUGAAAACAGUAAGGAGGCCAAGGAUAAAGAUCUGUCUAAAGAAAGUGAAGCAAGUCACAAUCACAAUGCAGUUAGUGAAAGUGAUGGCCCUGCUGCCAAUAUUGAAGUUUCUGAUACAUCACAAUCUGAAAAAGUUACUGAUGAAAAAGAAGCUAAUGACAAGAGUGUUUCAGUGAUUGAUGCUAUAGAUGAACUUUUGCAAACAACAACUAAAAAAGAGUCUGAAACUGUUGAAACAUCCUCAGAGAAUCAGGGAGCUAAACAAUCUGAUGAUAUUGAAAUGAGUGCUGGUAAUGCCAAAGCUGAGAAUGAUAUUUCGGAUAAAGCAGAAGAUGCAGCUAAAACCGGAGAUAAAACUAUUCCUAACAAUGAAACAGAUGAUAUCACAAACAAAGUUGAAUCUACAAAUGGUGACCACAAUGAUAACGAUGCUAAGAACCCAGAUAAUAAAAAUUCUGAAAACACUGAAGAGAAUGGUACCACCAGUAAAACUGAAAUGAAUGGAGAUAAGCUUGACAAAGAAUCUCCAGCAAACACUACUGAAAAUUCUGAAGAAAUGAGCCAAGACAAAGACAAGAAAAAUAAUAAGGAAGACAACGAAAAUGAUAACAAAAAAGAAAACACUAAGGAACAAAAAAGAAAACUAAGCACCGAUUUUACAGAUGUUUCACCGAAAAAAACUAAAUUGGAAUGUUUGAGACCUAAGGGAGUGAAAAGAGUUCACAAGGGUGCUACAUUCUGGCCAUCCAACUUCCGCCAAAAGUUGUGUACUUGUAAUGAAUGUCUUUCAAUGUACAAAGACCUAAAAGUACUGUUUCUUACUGACUUGGAGGACACUGUUUUUGCCUACGAAAGUUUGGGGAAGGAGAACGCAGCAGGAGGAGCCUCACAAUAUGAGAAAGGUCUGGAAGCACUCUCUUCAUUAGACAGAAUACAACAAAUAAAUGCCCUUACAGAGUACAAUAAAAUGAGAGACAAGUUGCUUGACUUCCUUAAGAGUUUUAAAGACAGGAAAGAAAUUGUAAAGGAGGAAGACAUUAGAGCAUUUUUCGCCGGAAUGAAACCACGUCGUGAACCUGACGGUGUUUAUUUUUGCAGAUAAAAUUAGUAUUAAGCAUUAUUUUGUAUGUUUUUUAAUUUGUGAUUCUGUGACCGCAUUCCUCCUUAGUAAUGUAAUGCGUGAUUGAUGGUUAUUGAAUUCUCAAUAUAUUCAAUUUUGUGAUAA